This is a messenger RNA of Phaeoacremonium minimum UCRPA7, 1338 nucleotides long. RefSeq names its product putative microsomal dipeptidase protein. The transcript has 6 exons. The record is from RefSeq and is a predicted model, not a curated record. NCBI's taxonomy places the organism in Eukaryota, Fungi, Ascomycota, Sordariomycetes, Togniniales, Togniniaceae. The coding region runs from base 1 to 1338 and encodes 445 amino acids. Gene Ontology annotation, biological process: proteolysis. Gene Ontology annotation, molecular function: metallodipeptidase activity.
AUGGCGCAAUCGCCGCUAUCGCCACUGUAUACGGGGCCGAAGGAGUUGUAUUUUGAGGGAGUCGACAUGUUGCAAGCCAAGAAGCCUAAUGUAACCCAUCUAGUUUGGAGCUCUCUAGCUCACGGCUCUAGAGUAAAGAUUCUGAUUGACGGGCACAAUGAUCUCCCUUGGCAACUGCGUAUCGAGCUUCAGAAUCGUCUCUAUGACGGCCGUGUUGACUUGACCAAGAGACUACUUGGCCAUACGGAUCUCUUGCGGAUGCGAGAGGGCAUGGUUGGUGGCCAAUUUUGGUCGGUCUACGUGGAUUGUGAUUAUAAAAACCAAAAGCAUUUUGAUGAUCCUACGUGGCUCGUAAGGGAUACUCUUGAGCAGAUUGAUGUAACUCGCCGGUUUAUCAAUGAACACCCUAAGGAUCUCCAAUACUGUGAUACUGCAGCAUGUGCUCGCAAUGCAUUCAAGGCUGGACGGAUUGCCAGUAUGAUUGGCAUUGAGGGUGCACACCAGGUGGGGAGCAGCAUCGCCAGUAUCCGGCAGUUCUACAAUUUGGGUGCGAGAUACAUUACCCUCACGCACAACUGUGAUAAUGCUUUCGCGACAUCCGCCAGCACAGUUGCGGCUGGCCAGUCAGACUACGGCCUCAACGAGCUUGGUUAUGAGGCAAUUAGGGAGAUGAAUCGCUUAGGAAUGAUGGUAGACUUAUCCCAUGUCUCCCACCAGACUAUGCGUGAUGUACUAAGCAUUGCUCGUGCACCGGUCAUUUUCUCUCAUUCAGGAGCAUAUAGUGUCGAGCCUCAUCUCAGACAUGUCCCCGAUGACGUAUUAAGAUCCGUCAAGAAGAAUGGAGGGAUUGUCAUGGCUGUCUUUGUCAACCGCUUCCUCAAUAUGAAGCACCCAGAAGAUGCCACCAUUCAUGAUGUUGUCGACCAUAUCUUUUAUAUUGCGGAAGUAUGUGGAUGGAAUUGCGUCGGCGUUGGAAGUGACUUCUCAGGCACACCACACGUGCCGAAGGGCCUAGAGGACGUCUCCAAAUUUCCCGACCUGGUUGAGCUCCUUAUGGAACGUGGCGCAACGGACGACCAGAUAAAGUUAUUCGCCGGCGAGAAUCUUCUCCGCGUGUGGGAAAAUAUUGAACGAAGGGCAAAGGAGAUUCAAGCAACAGGCGAAAAGCCCGUUGAGGCGGAAUGGUCGGGUCGUGAGUGGCACAGAGGCCUGAAAGAUUCGCCAUGGAUGCUAAGAGGCAGUCGCGAAAAGGCUGUUGCCGAUGGAGCUGCGGACAAGCCUUACAUGUUCAAUGUUGACGGCGAGGGGAAGCAUAACCCAGCAGUGAAGAACGUCUAG